AUGCCGAAACCCAAGAACAGCUUCUCCAGGUCGAAGAGGGGCAACGGCAACUUCCAAGCUGCUUCUCGCGGAGGUGGAGGUCGAAGAAGCGGUAAUGGCUAUGGUAACGGCAACGGUAACACCUCCUUUGUGCCGUUCGAGGGCACAGCUAAUGCCUUCACCUUACAGGAAGAAGCUCGCAAUACCGACCGCAAUGGUGCCGCCUUCUGGAAUACAGAUCAACGAUUGAGAGACAACCAGAUCAGCUUUGUCAGUGCGGGCAAGUUUGAGCCGACGAAGCUAGAUGUCAACGAAGCUGCCCUGGCACACUUGAAUCUCGCUUCCAUUCAGGUCCACAGUGAAGAAGAGGAGGCAGCCGAAGCUCAACAGGAGGAGGAAGAGGAGGACGAAGUCGAGGAGGAGGAUGAAGUCGAUGAAGAGGAGGUGGAGGCCAAAGUCGAGCAGUUUGAAAUCAUUGUAGAAGAAGAAGAAGAAGAAGAAGAAGAAGAAGAAGAAGCAGCCGAAUCUUCUUCUAUCAAGACACCAAAUGAGGCGGAAACUUCAAUUUUCGUUAUCGAUACCGCUGGCAGUGGCCCCGUACAUACCGGCAUGGCUUUUCCAAGAGUACGGUCUGCGUCACCCACGCCGUCUGACUCCAGCGAGGAGGUUAUUCUCUUCUGUGGCAGGGAUCAGCAAGGAAGAGCACUAUCUCGGGCUCCUCUGCCUUCAAAACUUCCCCAAGCUUCCGUGCCGCCUACGGAUUCCUUCGACGCCAAGAUUAAAGUGGUUGAGGACCGGAUAGAGUUUCUUAAAGAAGAACUGCAACACGACCAAACACCAUACUCUUCCGUACUUCAUCCAUCAGUCGAGAGUCCAAGGGCCGAUUUUGAAGCUAUUUUACCCCCAAAUCCUGUAAAGAAGACACACCGGGGUCACCGCAACAAAAAUGCGUUUAAGAAAUCAGAGGAAGACGAGAUCAUGGCUGAUUACAUUGCGAACAUGGAUGGGGAGGAUGUUGUAUUUCCAUCUUUCAGCCAGCGUGCUUUGGGCGGCGAGGACGGGGAGGUCUGGCAAGACACCGAAGCCUCUUCUGGAGAAGUUAUUGGAGAGUCAAGCAAGCCAUCUCAGGGUGGUUGGAACCGGUCAGAUAUUGAGGAUCUGGAUGACCUGAGUACGUCCGAUGGGGUCAUGGGCGAGGUACAGGACAUACUGUCUAAGAGAGAACGUGUUUCCGGAACGCAAUAUCUAGUUGUUUGGGAGCAUCAGUCAACAGAUGAUGCAAGAUGGGUUCCUAUGACGACGUUAACGAGUGUUACCGCGAUGAUGCACGUGGAGAAAUUCGAAGUAAAGGAGAAACUCGUGGCACAGUUUGAGGGCAGUGAGGAAGAGGACACCAGUGAUUCGGAUGAGAUGGAUCCUGCUAUCGACCGUGAUGACGAUGACGACCAAGACUUGAUCCAGAUGAAGAUUGACCAGAUGAGCGACGAGAAGAUUGCGCGAUUGCUGUCCAAGCAGGAGGAACUUGGCAUGGGCUCUGACGAAAUUCUGCUGCUGGAUGCUUAUGAGGAAGAUGCAUCCGAAGUCAAUGAUACUUCCUUUGCAAAGUCGGCCUACCGUGCUGCUAUUGCGGCUCGGCAGAUGAAACCUCUGCGUGGACCAUCGCGAGCUCGAGGUGAAUUCCCUUCUGCGACGCUGCUGGCUGAUGCAUACGAUGGCUUUGAUGUCAUGGAUUACGAUCGACCCAGCCUACAGAAGAGAUCCAAAGCUCGCAAGGGUAAGCUCGUCAUGGAAAAUUCGGACUCUGAGUUCGAGGCUGGGAUGCAGAAAGCAUGGUCGAAUGAUCGGCUCAAGAAAAAAGAGAAAAAGCAAGAGCGGGAGCAGCUGCGGGCUCAGGGUCUUCUGGGAAGCAAGGACGGCAAGGUGGACCUGAAGCAAAAGUACAAAGAAGGGAUGAGCAUCGAAGAUGUCAAGGAGCAAAUCAAGGGUUUCCUGCGGGGAGUCGACACGACAAUCGCAUUGCCUCCUAUGGACAAGGCAGACCGCAAGAUCGUCCACGAGCUCGCAAACUUCUUCAGUCUCAAGUCCAAAUCGGCUGGCGGCGGCAACAAACGCUUCCCAAUUCUGUACAAGACGACUAGAACUCGGAACUUCAAUACCGACAGUGGCGCGAUUGACGCCAUGUAUGCUAAACUAUCGCGCCGUUAUCUUCCGCGCAUGGAUGUCAGCGGCAAGAGGGCAGGUGGUGAAGGUGGUGGCUUCGGAAAGCGUAGCGGAGGCGGCUUCCACAACAAUGCUGCUGUCCAGUACCGCAAUGGCGACAUCGUGGGUGGAUCUGCUCCCGAGCUCGGUGCUGAGAACAGAGGUCGUGCGAUGCUCGAGAAGAUGGGCUGGACCAAGGGCACGGCUCUUGGUUCCGAAAACAACAAGGGUAUCUUGCAGCCGGUCUCCCAUGUUGUCAAGACGGGCAAGGCUGGUUUGGGCUGA
Molecule: messenger RNA, 2463 nt
Organism: Drepanopeziza brunnea f. sp. 'multigermtubi' MB_m1
Lineage: Eukaryota; Fungi; Ascomycota; Leotiomycetes; Helotiales; Drepanopezizaceae
Cellular component (GO): nucleus
Molecular function (GO): nucleic acid binding
Source: RefSeq, a predicted model, not a curated record